Messenger RNA from Paramacrobiotus metropolitanus, 3952 nucleotides. RefSeq names its product A disintegrin and metalloproteinase with thrombospondin motifs 18-like. Lineage: Eukaryota; Metazoa; Tardigrada; Eutardigrada; Parachela; Macrobiotidae. Gene Ontology annotation, biological process: proteolysis; extracellular matrix organization. Gene Ontology annotation, molecular function: metalloendopeptidase activity. Gene Ontology annotation, cellular component: extracellular matrix. The record is from RefSeq and is a predicted model, not a curated record. The transcript is spliced from 17 exons. Bases 514 to 3735 code for a protein of 1073 amino acids.
UUCAAAUGAUUGUAGUACAGUAUACCAAGAAUCCUGCAAGAAAUAUUUCAGCGUAUUUAUCAUUGUGGGUUGAAAACGAUAUUGCCAGAUCUGGUUUAACGAUGAUCUCGAGGAUGCAAAGUGUGCCGAGGAUAAACGGCGGAAGCAUGUCCUCACUACAACCAUCGUAUAAAAAAUGUCAAAAUCUGCGGCUAACUGGAUCAUCAUCGAGGUGUAUAUUAUGAUAAUCCUCAUAACUUGGAUAAUAUCUGAAAAAACCGCAAAGGCUUUGAGGUUUGCUUGCUUGAACCGGCAUUUUGGUUUGUGUGCCAGUACUCGGUUCCGGUCCGAUCUUUAUCUUGGAUCAGCCGAUUGGUCACUUCGGGGUUACGCACACUUACGAAGUACGCGUGUUAGACCUAAUGCGCGUAUUUUGGACAGUUCAGUGUAGGGCGGUUUGACAUUGGGAAAACUGGGAUAUUUUCGAUCAGAUAUCAAGAGUGUUGCGCAAACCAGGUGUCCGAGGAUAAGAAUAUGGAUUUGUCCACGUGGUCAGCAUCAGUAAUUUGUCUAAUCCUAAUUUGCAGUAUUAAUUUUUACGUUGCUGGCGAUCUGCACCACAAACUGACCAAACGCGAACUGCUGGGAAUUUUCGGGUCCACUUCCCAUAACGAUGUUCCCAAAUAUGAAAUUGCGUUUAUCAGAAGCCAUACCGUCAACAAGAGAAGCGUCGUGCCCAAUGAUGUUUUUUAUCGGUUACAUCUGAACGGCGAGAACUUGACGCUGCAUCUGUAUCCCAACACUCAACUGAUCUCUCCACAUUUUGAGCUGAAACCGGAAGGGCUAAAUGUCAACAUCACCGCUGCCACAGAAUGUUUAUACCAUGGACGUAUCCUGCAGUCACCUCAUGGUCGAGCAGCUGUGUCGGUCUGCGAUGGACAAGGGCUGACCGGCCUUAUCGAAACAUCCGAUGGACGCUACCAAAUUCAGCCUGCUCCAGCACGUUUCCAAGAAAGCGUGACGGAGCAAGGCAACAUGCACAUAUUGGUGCCGAAAAACGAGACGGGAACGUUCUGCGGUGUCCACGAGUUGAAUAAGCCGCAAAAGCUGGUUGCCGGCACAACAUAUGCACAUGAACCAGUGCUUCUGCAGAGCAGCCGCAAUCGACGCUCGGAUCCCGUCGUGGACAAACUGUACAUCGAGACGGCCGUAUUCGCUGAUUACAUGCUGUAUCGGACACUCGUGGGAAGGACUCUGUUGGCAGAUCAUGAUGCGUUCGUGAAAUAUGUCCUUGCCAUUGUCAACACGGUACAACUUAUCUACAACGAGCCGUCCCUCGGGCGGACGGUAGAAAUUGUUCUGGUGCGGUUGGAAAUACUACAGAAUGAACAUUUGCCAUUUUAUAAUGAAGAGGUGGAUAAAUACUUGUGGGAUUUUUGCAAGUGGCAGAGUGGAUUAAAUCCGGGCACAGAUCUGUCCACCCCUGGGCACUGGGACCACGCCAUCAUUCUCACGGGAUUUGAUCUGCGCAGUGGCAACAUGCGCUCUGUGACAGGAUACGCGCCGGUCGGUGGGAUGUGCAAUCCCAUGUAUAGUUGCACAAUUAACGAGGGUAACCACUUUGGUGCUGCUUUUGUAAUUGCGCACGAGAUGGGUCAUAGUUUGACCAUGCAACACGAUGGACAGGCGGGUGUAUCGGGUAACGGAUGCGAUGCGCAGAGCUAUUUAAUGUCGCCGAGUACGGGACGUGGAAAAACCACUUGGUCGACCUGUAGUCGCAAUUAUCUUGACGCCUUCCUAAUGUCCUCGCAGUCAACCUGCUUAAAAGAUGUACCGCCUGGCCGUGAAAGUGCCAUCGAUUUCUAUUCGGGUAACCUUCCUGGCCAGUUAUACCCACCCGAUGACCAGUGCCGGUUACUGUACGGAAUUGAAUUCCAUCGGUAUAAUAUGCAACCAGAUGCCGACGUUUGUGAAAUUUUGAUUUGUGCCAACUCCACUGUUUACAUCACCGGUCACCCGGCACUUCCUGGUACAUAUUGCGGCGCGGGACAUUGGUGCAGUGGUGGUGAGUGUGUCCCGUGGGGAGUCAUGGGCCCGAUACCGGUUGACGGAGGCUGGUCGGCAUGGCCUUCCUCAGCAGAGUGCAGUGCCAACUGUAUUCUGCCCGGUACGGGGGUGAGGAUAUUUGAUCGGAGCUGUACGAAUCCAAUGCCAUCCAACGGAGGCAAAGCGUGCGAGGGCAAAUCGAAGCGUUACCGUACUUGUGAUCAGGCGUCCCUUUGUGAUAAACUGAAUAUCUCAACUAUAAGCGAAUAUUCAAAUCGUCAGUGUGCGUCCACAAAAACUGCGCAGAAUGAUAUCACAUUGGCCGGUUCCGGUCGACAAAGAAUUCAGGAUCCAACCGGUGGUUGUGUGGUAUGGUGUGAUACUCUUCAAGGAGGAUACAAAACCUGGGGAGCGAAAUUUCCCGAUGGAACUGAUUGCAGCGGAGGAAACGGUAAAGCGUUCUGUCUCGACGGCCAUUGCCAGGCAUUUGGAUGCGAUGGAUGGACACUUGACGAAAGCUCACUGGCGUCAUGCCAGUCUUUCACCACUACCGCAUCGACGACGACUACCGUCUCAACAACGCCGACGUAUGUGCUUGUGAACGGGGAGGAUACCUCGAAUGGGAUCAAUACAAAUACGCCGGUUACUCUUCCCACUAAAACAUUACUGUUUCCCGAUCAGAAUCCGUUUUACGCCAUGGUAGACCAGAGCUGGGGUGGGUGGGAAAAUGUUGGCCCGUGCAUCGCCAGCUGCAUUCAGAACAGUACCGGAAUUCGCCGACUUAACCGAAAAUGUGUGGAUCCCGCGGGCAUUUGUAUUGGAAGGAAUACGUCCAUAGCAAAAUGCAGCACAACAUGUCCAAAAGUGUCUUAUUCUGCGGAAGCAUACGUUACAAAAAUCUGCAGCGCACUGAAGACUCUUGACCAUGGACUAACUGGUCGGGGAAAGCAGCUUCCCCAUUCGUCUUCCGAUAAUCGACAAUCAUGCAAAUUGUGGUGCGAGAAGGAAAACACAUUGCGGUCAUGGCCGGACAUGUACUUCCCUGAUGGAACAAGGUGUAAUGCAGAUAGCACUUUCGGGGCCUAUUGUUACAAGGGUGUUUGUACGGAUUUCGCUUGUGACGGUGUAGCUGCAGACCCAAACGAUGCGCCCAAGUGCGCUGAUACGAAAGGAAUUCUGGCUGAUGAGUCAUCUGGCCACAAACGGAAAGUGAAUCACACCGUUGACAAAUCGCCCCUUGUUGCCAUUGAGCAGCCGCAAUCAGGAACAAUCCCAAGCGCCAACAAUGAUUCAUCCCAUUUCCAAUGGGUUAUUAUGUCGUCUGCAUGUUCGAAAUCCUGUGAUGGCGGCACAAGGAAAAAUUUCGUGCACUGUACAAAGAAUGCCAGUUCUUCAAAGGGCGGUCAGAAAAUUGAAGAAAGCAACUGCGAUUCGGAAACGCGUCCCGUAGUAGCUUUGGAAGAAGCGUGCAAUACCGAGCCAUGUCCUUUGUGGAGCGCCAGCAACUGGAAGGAAUGCAGCGUUCAGUGCGGGAAUGGAACACAGACGCGGCUAGUCCAGUGUGUCCGGACAGCGGCUCCUAUUGGGAAUGUGACCGUGGAGAGUAUUCUCGAAGAUGCUCAUUGUGACCGUUUAGCGAAACCCGUUGUCACGCAGACAUGCACACGACCACCCUGCAGCGUUGCAGGAAUGGUCUCCGGUGUUAAUUAGCCGGUGCCGGCUAUUUUGCAUGUUUUAUUGGAUUGUUAAAGCCAAAGGUUUUAUUUGUACGUUUUAUGUCUUUAGCUUAGUGAAAUUAAGUUUUUGGUUUGUUGAUCUGUGUAAGUUAAUUCGGUGUAAGUUGAAGUGCUUAGCAUAUAUUUGAAAUUUUAAUGAUGUUGUACUGGAGACUAUCAUCAUGUAGUUACCGGCUUGGCAAAACCGUGAA